Molecule: messenger RNA, 5563 nt
Organism: Ornithorhynchus anatinus (platypus)
Lineage: Eukaryota; Metazoa; Chordata; Mammalia; Monotremata; Ornithorhynchidae
Gene: LSM11
Product: LSM11, U7 small nuclear RNA associated
Exons: 6
Coding region: 1-1128 (375 amino acids)
Biological process (GO): mRNA 3'-end processing by stem-loop binding and cleavage
Cellular component (GO): U7 snRNP
Molecular function (GO): U7 snRNA binding
Source: RefSeq, a predicted model, not a curated record
AUGGAGUGUAGUUCCGCUGCCGGGGACCUGACUCGUUUCCGUGGGGCAGUUGCAAGAGGGGCAGCAGACUUUAUUUUUCGUUUUGUUUUUCUUAUGCCAAUUCUCCUACUUGAUUUGAUCAUGUCAAGGGAGCGGGGGCGGCGGCGGGCGGGGAGCCCCUCCGGGCCGCGCCUCGACGUCAGCUCGGACCGCUUCGACCCGCUCCUCGCCCUCUACGCGCCGCGCCCGCCGCCCAUCCCCUACCCCGACGCGCCCUGCUUCAACAACCUGGCGGAGUACGAGAGCUUCCUGCGGGGCCGGCGGGCGGGCCGGGCCGGGCGGGCGGAGGCCGGCAGGACCGGCUCCUCCGGCCCGGGCCGCCCGGCCGCCCGGCCGCCCCGCCCCGCCGACCCCGAUCGUCUGCGGCGCCUGCGGCGGCUCGUGGUGACCCCGGAGCGGGCGGAGGGGAGCCGGGCCGCCCCCGCCCGCGGCAGGAAGGCACCGCGCAAUGUCCUCACCAGGAUGCCCCUGCACGAAGGCAGUCCGCUAGGUGAACUGCACCGCUGCAUUCAAGAAGGAGUGAAGGUCAACGUGCACAUCCGAACCUUCAAGGGAUUGCGCGGUGUCUGUUCGGGCUUCUUGGUCGCAUUUGACAAGUUCUGGAACAUGGCUCUGACAGAUGUGGAUGAGACAUAUAGAAAACCUGUCCUGGGUAAAGCAUACGACAGGGAGCCUCAACUGACGCUCACCAGGCUGUUUGACAGAUUGAAACUGCAAGAUUCAUCCCUAAAAAAGGAAGCGGAUUCCAAGUCUGCAGUGGAGGACUCCACGCUGUCCAGAUAUUCCCAGACAUCUACUUGGAAGGUGGCCUCUGUGUGGGGGAGAGGAGACAGCGAGAGUGGGAGCCAGAAGCGGUCCCGUUCGGCUUCCUCUUCGCUCCUGACAUCCGGGAAAGAGGUUACCAAGUCCGAGCCGUCAGGCAGGACUACGCGGACCGAGGGCUCGAGCGCAGGGGGGACUAAUUCCAGGGGCCGGUCCCGUAAGAAAAGGCAGAGGCCCAAAGUGGAUUACCAGCAGGUGUUCACCCGGCACAUUAACCAGAUUUUUAUCCGAGGCGAGAACGUCUUGCUUGUCCACCUCGCGCAGUGACCAGCUGAGGCACACACGGGUCUUUGUAUUUAAGAAUAAAUAGCAUGAGCUGUAGUUGUGGUUCUGUGCUCCCCAGCAGCCCAGGGAAACGCAAAGUUGAAACGAUACCCUCUGAUCUUGGCCGAAAGGAGGGAGGAGCUAAAUUCAGUGCACUCUGACUCAUCGGGCAGAUCCUCUAAAGGGAAAGGGCAGCGGGGCACUCACUGGGGAAGAGCGGGAGGUUGCUCUGGUCAGAGGUAGCCGGGAGCCUAUUCACUUAGAUCUAAAUUGGUUUCACCUGCAUUUCUAAAUACAGGCAUUGAACACCAAGGGCAGAUGAUGCCCUGGUCCUGGUGGAAAUGUUCGUAACUCCCAUCACAUGUUAUAGGGUUAAAGGAAGAGAUUCCCCCAGAGAACGCUUUUCUCGCCUCAAAGUAAGUGAACUACAUCUUCAAGAAAUUAAUACCAGGAAGAGUGGCUUAAAUUGGGGGCCUGCCAUUUUUGGCUUUGCAGGUUUGCUCCUUACCGCUUUUUAAAAUCUGUCCCUUCUUUAGAGGUUGCCCUGUAUCCUGACCUCCGUCUGAAAGAACAAUCCCGGAGAAGGAGGGUAGGGUUAGGUUCGGGCAGGCCUAGGGCAGCAAGCCACUAUUUGUAACUGCCUGGCCGUGUCAGUGACCACGUCGUACCAAAAAUGGCGGUGCCCAACCAGGCCCAUCUCCACGAGGCCAGUGUCCGCAGGUGGACGACCGGCUGUUAAUGUGAAGAGGUUGCGCUGUGACUUGGCAUCGUCCUUUUUUUUGCUGUUUCUCUGAGCUACGCGCCAUUGUGCCGCUGCAUGAAAUGGGUGGUGUGGCCUAGUACAGUGUGAGCUGUCUCGUGAGCUAGGUAGUGCCUCGCCGGAGGUCGCGUCUUUCGUGUCUGGCUUCUGUGAGCCACCGAGUCCAGCAUGAGCUUGGUACGGUACAUAUCGAAAUGCCUCAACUCCCCCUCCUGGAUACGGGAACGUGGGGUGCCUUUCGUCAUGGUCCUAACGUGAAACAGGGAAGCGGGUUCUUCUCUCACGUCAGGCCAGAGGGCCUAGUGCUCAUUGCGAAGUGGAGCACGUUGCCUCAGAGGCACCCUUUAACCUGAGCUGGAAACACGGUGCGGGAACCUCAUCAGUUAUGAAACUUCCAGAAAAUCUGUUACACUCCUUCCUACUUGAACAAUUCUCUGCUCUUUAAAUCACCCAGUGGAGACCAGGAGAGCUGGCUUCCCCCUCUCCCCCUUCAACGGCAAAAGGCAACUUGUUCAAAGUCAGAGUGAGGGAUGGCUAACCCGUUCAUUUGCCUGAACGGAAAAGUUUUCUCUGUUUUAUAGCAUCUUGGAUGGAUGUACGGCAAAAUCCCUGAAAGGAGAGUAGGAGUGAGACCUCAGAGCUUGGUAUAGAGAGUCUGGUCUCAAUAGUAGGUGCUAUCUCUGGUUCGGCCCCUGGAUCACUACGUGACUGUAGACAAGUCAGUUAACCCUCUCGUGCCUCAUUUUCCCCAUCUGUCUUAUGGGGAGGUGAAAUACCUACCUCGGUGGAGUGAGGGUGGAUGAAAUAGGGGAAACUCUUUCAAAGUCAGUGCUGUAUAAUUGCCAGGCAUCUUUUUACAGAGUCAACUUCCACAGCCUUUCAAGAGUUUACUGGCAGGUACUACAUAAUUAAGUCAGUAUUUAUCUUUAGGAAUAAGAUUUGCUACUCUUGUAAUCAGAGAUGCCACCUUUUCAUUGUGAGCAUGGGGGUGGCAAGGGUUUUAAGAAGGUUGGAGAUGAGGAGGAGAGAGGCUUCAAAGAGCUAAGAAGUUUAAGCCACCAUUUUGAGUCACUUUGACCCCUGUCCAAGGGGGUCGGAUUCCCCCUCCCCCCACCCGCCCCCAGGGCCCCGGGGCACCAAUCCAAUUGGAUUGUUUUUGUAAUCUAGACAGUCAGGAAGGGCCUAAUCAUAAAGUUUCUGGCAUAUAGUUUCUGGGGAAAGGGGAAAAUAAAGCCCCAGUAAAAUGAAAAUAUUCCUAGACUUUGGUGGGUCACACAUAUGAGAGUAUUAAACAGGGGCAGCCCUCAAAAUCAUUUUGGAAAUCAUUCUAUUUUAAAAAUCGUUAGGCUGUAAAAAAUUCUAUUCAGCCCGCUUUUCCAGUGCCAUCCCUCUCUCUCCUCAGUAGGAUGAGAAGACACGAAUGUUUUGUCUUAGAUUCAUUCUGAGUUCUCACAAACACGUUCCCGGGAAAAUAUUUACACUCAUACGCAUGUCUGUAGGAUUCUGCUGCUUAACUAGUUACAAAUAUGUUCAUUUAAAUUAUUUUAGAAUAUGUAUAUUAUGUAAGACUAUAUAUCCUUCACUGUAUGAACCUUGGGCUGGGCCUUGGACGCUGACUUUUGGAAUGAAUUUAAUUCAAUAAACAUUUCAUCUAGUGGAAAACUUAGAUAGUUUUCUUUAAAAAUGACCUUGUCGCGCUUUCAUAAAAAUCACUCUUUCUCCUCUCAAUUAUUGAAAAUAUUUCAAAGAGGAGAAACAAGCAUUUCUCAGGGAUUCAUCUGCUGCUCCUCCUAAAGUAUGUAAUCCUCUUUGUUACGUCACAAAAGCCACGAAGGUGUCGGUUGUCAGAUGUAAAAGAUUUGAUGGCAAAGAAGGAAGAAUCAUUGGCCCGUCAGUUUGGAAAGCAUUAAGACAAACUAUGCGUAAUGGGUCUUUUGUGUGCCAGGAAAGCUACUUUCCAGGCUUCUCUAGGACACUGAGUUUGGGGAUCAUGCCAUAAGGAUAAUGUAUUUGUGGAUUUUCCGACCAAGACUUUUAAAAAUGACUAGGAGAAUGAGUUAAAACAAAAAAAGUUUCUUAAGCUGAACCAUCACUGUAUCUGAAGAAGUCUUCCUGGGGAUUGCACAACACUACUGGCUUUUAAAACCAGAAGUAAAAGGAGAGCUCUGACUUAUAUGUGCAAGAGUUCUCAAUAGGUAUCGUUCAUGUAAAUGGUUGGGGAGGACACUGUAAUUGUCCCCUCCCCCGCUAAAAAAUCAGUGUUCAAAGAUAGAACUGAUCUAGACUCAGGUGUGAUAUGGGGCUUGAUUGGGGGGAUUGUUAGUUCGAUACUGACUUGCCCCCCAGGGAUCAGGGAUCGGUGCUGUCCCAAGCCCUCUGAAACAAAGGAAACUUCCUCAUUCUUGCAGCUGCUCCCUUGGAGCAGGAUCAAUGGUGCCCUUCCGGUAAAACCUUAAAGUACUCAUUUCCAGGGGGUUUCAGAUGGUUCAACGAUUCUCUCCGAGAUAGGAAAAGGAAAUCAACAAAAUCCUUUUAGAGAGAAAAAAGUCUUGAUCAGUUGUCCAAUCUCUUAAACUUUAAUCUCUUAAACUCUUAAAAAUUCAGGUUUUCACAGUCCUACCUAAACAGGAAAUGAUAUCCCGCUGGCUGCAUUGAAAAACUUGGCAACUUUCUUCUCCUGCAGAUCCAUUUAGCAGUAGGAUUUUGGCUGUGGAGUUCCUGUCAAAGUGUACUAAGGUUGGAGGAAGGAGAAUUAAGACUCCUCUCUCUUGGGGUUUUACAAACCCUCUUCAGCACUUCUGUAAGGGCUCUUACUCUUGAAUGAUGGAAAUGAAAGCUUUCUGCCAAGGAAGGAAAAAUGGCGCAGGAUGUAUUGUAUUAGCGACUAGCUUCAUGGCCUAGGGGAGGAAAUGAGCACACCUGAGAGUUUGUCAGUCUUGUAUUCAUUUAGAAUGAAAAGUAGUUCGAACAGCUGGUAUAAAGGCCUCAUUGGAUUUUUUUUUAAAUUCCUCUGCAAAGAUGGGAGCAGUCCCUCAGGAAAGAUAUGAAAGCUGCUCCAGCUCCUUUCUGCGAUUGCUUCUGUUAUUCACUGCUUUGGAGUAAAGUGUGACCACGUUCUGGUUUAGUCAUCCUGUCAGAUGUGUGAAAAAAUGUCACACUUCUUUUUGAAGGGCAUUAUUAAGCCGGGACCGCCUCCCUGUAGUCCUAAGUGUGCCGAGACUUAGGGAAACUGGGUUGGAAUCCAUUAGCCAGUUGUCAUGACAGUAAAGCGAGUCGUGGGUGAUGUCUGGAAAAGUGAAAUUUCCUCCAUGCAGGUAUCUGAAGACACCUAGUCUUCCGUCUGGCAUCUCAGCCACCAGAGGCACUGUAGGGAUUUUGCAAUGUACUGACUUGUACUAUGUUUGUCUUUAAAAGGCCAAUUGUGAUGUGAAUGUAAGUACUUAUAUUUGCACUAUCCCUCUACCAGCUAAAAUACAAAAAAAAAAAGCAAUGAAUUGGAACCUUUAAUGUAAAUUGUGUCUAAUAUUUUAAAUUGCCUAAUAUUUUCUAAGUUCUAAAUGUCUGCUCUUUAAGGAGAAAUUGCUUCUUUGAACCUAAAUGUGCGUGUACAAUGUUCUGCUUAAUUAAAGUACUGUAUAUGAAGUCCUGGAACUGCAAUAAAUCUCACUUUAAUAUGUA